Molecule: messenger RNA, 2538 nt
Organism: Penicillium salamii
Lineage: Eukaryota; Fungi; Ascomycota; Eurotiomycetes; Eurotiales; Aspergillaceae
Source: the annotation of a GenBank genome assembly
AUGAACUCCAUAAACUUUGGUGAUAGGAAUUCAGGUUCCCAGGUGGGCAUCAACAAUGGGGUGAUAAAUGUUAGCGGGGAUCAAUCAGAACCCCGCCCAGAGCCUCUGUCGACCGUACCUUUCCCGCAUGAUCUAGACUUCGUCAGCCGGGAUGGAAUUUUUGAUCAAAUCCACGAAAAGUCGUCGAUCUCGGGGUCUACAAUAGUUCUCGUUGGUCUAGGGGGCAUUGGGAAAUCUCGACUCGUCGUCGAAUACUGCCACCGAGUACGGCAGCAAUCGCCCGACACCUGGGUUUUCUGGGUUCAUGCGAGUAAUGCGGCGCGCUGCGAGGAAAGUCUCCGCAAUCUUGCCGAACGUGCUAAGAUUCCCGGGCGUCAGGACCGCAACGCUAGUAUAUUCCAACUCUUUGGGAACUGGUUGCAAGAUGGGAAGAUUGGAGAGUGGAUUCUUGUUCUUGAUAGUGUCGAUGAUGACGAACUUCUCCGCACACCGUUGAAAAUUCGAACAGAGGCUCAAGCAAACACCCAGUACUAUACCUCGACGCGACCACCGCUGAGGUACCUUCUCGAAAGCACGAAUGGCUCUAUAAUUAUCACGAGCCGGAACAAAGCAGUAGCAUCGGAAAUCGCUGGCCAUAAAGGGAAUUUGAUCGACGUGCGACCAAUGGAUGCAGCCGAGGCGCUAGUUCUAAUGCAGAAGAAGCUUGGUGGAUGUAUAGAGAAAGAGGAUUUGGUUCAGCUAGUCGAAGAACUUGAGUUCAUGCCACUCGCGAUUGUUCAGGCGGCUAGCUACAUCACCCACCGUUCACCCCGAUGCUCGGCAUCGCAAUACCUUAAAAAGCUUCGGCAGAGUGAUCAUCAAGCCACGAAACUUCUUCAUCACGAGGGACAACACACCCAUCGAGACUGGGAGGCAAAAAAUUCUAUUUUACUAACUUGGCAAAUAUCAUUCGACCAUAUCCGACGGACCAGGCGGUCUGCGGCUGAUUUAAUGUCUCUCAUGAGCUUUUUCGACUGGCAGGGGAUCUCAGAGAAUCUUUUGGGUGUUUCAGACACGGAAAAACACCGUCUGGAAGACGUCACGAGCAAAUCAAUUGCAUUAAAUUCGGACUGCUCGUCCGAAUGCGAUGCAGAUGACGAUUUUGAGAGCGAUAUUGCGACUCUCAGAGACUAUUCCUUUGUUGAUACUGGCGAAGAUAGCACAAUGUUCACGAUGCAUCGGCUAGUGCAGCUAACAGUGCGCACGUGGCUGAAAACUCAUGGGCAGGAGGAGGAGUGGAAAGAGCGUUUUAUUAGCAAUCUCGUUGGUGAAUUCCCGACCGGUGAAUACGAAAAUUGGGAGAGAUGCCGGUCACUGUUUCCUCAUGUUAGGUCGGCCGUUUUACAUCGGCCGAAAUCCCUAGACUCACUCCGAAAUUGGGCUGCACUGCUCUACAGAGGGGCGUGGUAUGCGCGAGAAUGUGGCAACAUUUCCGAUGCAAGGGAUAUGGCAGCUAUGUCAAGGAAUCAGAGAAUGAAGAUCGGCGGCGCUGAAGAUGAAGACACCCUAAAGAGCACUGCGAUGUUAGCAGAUGCUUACCGACUAGAAGGGCAGUGGGGAGAGGCGGAGCAGCUCCAGGUGCAAGUCAUAUGGAGUCGCACGACGAACCUCGGCGCGGACCAUCCCGACACGCUUUCGAGUGUGGCUGAUCUAGCGGUGACAUACCGGGAGCAGGGUCGGUGGGAGGAUUCUGAACAGCUCCACGUGCAAGUCAUGGAGAGUCGUAAGAAGAAAAUUGGCGCGGACCAUCCUGAUAUGCUUUCGAGCAUAGCAAAUCUAGCGGCGACGUAUCGGAACCAGGGCCGAUGGGGAGAGGCAGAGCAUCUCGAGGUGCAGGUCAUAGAGACUCGCAAGACGAAAAUCGGCGCAGAUCAUCCCGAUACACUUUCGAGUAUGGCCAACCUAGCGGUGACGUACCGUGACCAGGGCCGGUGGGAGGAGGCCGAGCAACUCCAAAUGCAGGUCAUGGAUAUUCGCAUAACGAACCUCGGCGCGGACCAUCCCGACACGCUAAUAAAUAUGGCCAACCUAGCGGCGACAUACUGGGACCAGGGCCGGAGGGAGGAAGCCGAACAUCUCCAAGUGCAGGUUAUAGAGACUCGAAAGAAGAAAAUCGGUGCGGACCAUCCCGACACGCUGACAAGCAUGGCCAACCUAGCGGCGAUAUAUUGGGACCAGGGCCGAUGGGAAGAGGCGGAGCAACUCGAGGUCCAGGUCAUGGAGACUCUUAAGACGAGAAUUGGCGCGGACCAUCCCGACACGCUAACGAGCAUGGCUCAUCUCGCUUUCACCUGGAAAUCUUCAGGUCACGAUGCCGAAGCGAUCGACUUACUACGAGAUUGCUUAACCAAGCAGAAGCAAACCCUCGGCCUAAAUCACCCGACUGUUUUAUCUCAUUCUGAAACAUUGAUGGAAUGGGAAAUGGAAACGAUACAAUGCGCUGAAGGUAUUGGAAACUACAAUGGAACAGGGGCGAAGGAGCUAGAUAUGGAUACUUAG